Messenger RNA from Chara braunii, 1508 nucleotides. Lineage: Eukaryota; Viridiplantae; Streptophyta; Charophyceae; Charales; Characeae. The record is from the annotation of a GenBank genome assembly.
CUGGAAGUGGAACGGCUAAGUCGUAACCUGAGACUAGUCCCCUAGAACUUGACAAGCUAUCUGAUGGGCAAUCUCUUUUUCUAACAGGCCACACCAUCAAGUUCUGCCACGUCAGAAGGAACGAUGAGGAUAAAGGGUUGAUCAGCACCAACUAUGAUGGGGACAUGUACGACAAGUGGGGAUACUACCUUAACCCAAAGACCCCAGGUGGGACAAGGAAGGAGGCCCUACGACGAGCCGAGGCCGGCGCGCCACCCGCUCCUCCAUCCAUGUUUCGGAUAUGGCAGGAGAAAGAGGUCCGCUGCGACAUCAGGGUGGAAGAGGUAGGAGAGAACGAAGAGGUAGAGCAAGAAAGGAAAGCCGGCACCAUCAAGGAAGAACCGAUCAUAGUAGAGUCCGACGAUGAGAUAGAAGAAGACUGUUGGAACAGGCCGCGACAUGCUGAGACAGGGGAAGAUUACUGGAGAACGGUCCGACAGACAAUGGAGAGAAUGGAAGACUUAGUAGCCAAGGUCGGGAGGUACAAACAAAAGUUAUCCGCUAUGUGUGACGAGGUCAGGAAGUGGAAAGGUAAGGAGUCACUGGUGUACCUCUACGAUCAGGGUUCAGGGUCGCAAGGUGGAUCUGGAAGUCUGCCAGGCGUCACGACUUCAAGGCAAGCGCCAAGGUCCAGAAUGACCUAUAGACCACCCUCGAGAUCGGGAAGAGCACCUCAGGCGGUUAGGACAAGGGCCAAAGGGCCGGUAAGCCCCGAAGAACAAGCAAAGGAUGUUCCUGAGCCCAGUGGAGAGAAAGAGGUGGUGAAUGUUCCAGAGGGGGAGGAUGAUGAAGACGACAGGUUGAGGAAAGAGGAGGAUGAGAAAGCCGAGCAAAGAGCCAAAAAGAGGGGCGCCAAGCCUGAUACGGACAGAGCUCAGGAAGUGAAGAAAAAGAAGUAUGCUGUCCGAGUAGAAGAGGGAUUUGAUGUGGAGGAGAUCAUGGAUAGGAUUCUUGAAGGUCAUAACUAUCUUAUGAACCUGAAGGAUGUCCUGGCCUCAUCGCCAAGGCUCCGAGAUGAGCUAAGGGCACGAUUAUCCAGGAAGAUGGUGGUCAACAUACGGUUAGGGACUAUAAUCCCUAAGGAGGCUGAGUGGGCUGAAACGGGUACUAAGAUGGACUGGAAGUCUGUCGCCUGUGGCUGCCUCGAUGUUGUGGUGAAAGGGAAGACAUGCACCGCGAUGGUGGAUAGUGGAGCGGAAAUGAACCUCAUAAAGGAGGAACAUGCCGUACGGAUGGGAAUGGAGAUAGACCGCUCUGACAACGGGGUUUUGAUGGGGGCCAACAAUCGAUCGGUAUUCAUUGGGACCGUGUCGUCAGUGAUAUUGGAGAUAACUCACCACCGCUCCAAGUCCCCUCCUGCCCUAGGGACCAUCUUACCACGCACCCUUUGGGACACCUCAGGGUGUUGAAGAUGGUAAGGCCCUCAAGCCGGUGUUGCGCUCGCUAAAGGGUUACUCCCCUUAGCACGC